Messenger RNA from Trichomycterus rosablanca, 774 nucleotides. RefSeq lists its product as uncharacterized. Gene Ontology annotation, cellular component: nucleus. The coding region runs from base 1 to 774 and encodes 257 amino acids. NCBI's taxonomy places the organism in Eukaryota, Metazoa, Chordata, Actinopteri, Siluriformes, Trichomycteridae. The transcript has a single exon. Gene Ontology annotation, biological process: circadian rhythm; regulation of DNA-templated transcription. Gene Ontology annotation, molecular function: DNA binding; DNA-binding transcription factor activity. The record is from RefSeq and is a predicted model, not a curated record.
AUGCAGUCUGCAUUCUCACGAUCCAGACGGGACUCUGGUAGAGAGUCUGAUGAGUCAUCUCUAAGAGGCUUGCGUCGCAAACGAGAAUUUACCCCAGAAGAGAAAAAGGAUGCCUCCUACUGGGAAAAACGGCGCAAGAACAACGAGGCAGCUAAGCGCUCACGAGAGAAGCGGCGUGCAAAUGACUACAUUCUGGAAACACGACUAGUGGCAUUAAGUGAAGAAAAUGCAGCUCUAAGAGCUGAACUACUGGCUCUAAAGCUUCGUUAUGGCCUUCUCAGCUCUAGUUGUCCUUACACUGCACAUCAGAGAAGCUUUCUUCAAAUGCAUCCCUACCUCACUCAAACACCAAAUCCCUGCCCAGAGAGAAACUUCUGGGAGAGAGACAAAAUAAGUCAGGAGCCUUCACAAUGGCCUGGAUACCAGCAUACUCCAGUGGUAACAGCUGGUUCAAGCUUUGUUCCCACGCACUCCUUUCCUGUCAGCAGGACCUAUCCUUACAUUUUUGAUGUCCCUGAUCUUCUACCCUCUGCAAAGACACCCAUGGUCUUUGCUCCUGUGUUUCCAACUAUGGCUGCCUCCUUGCCUGAAUUUCCACUAUUAAAGUCUGGGAGUCAGAGGACCACAAUACACAAGGAAAGUGAACAACAGCUGCCAGACAAUGCAAGUGCUGUGCUGCCUCAUAAGCUGAGGCUGAAAAAUCCCAAAAUGUCUGAGGAGAAAGGAAACAGAAUCAAAACCACAUCUCCAUUUCCAAUAUAUUUGUCAGAUUAA